Molecule: messenger RNA, 5194 nt
Organism: Condylostylus longicornis
Lineage: Eukaryota; Metazoa; Arthropoda; Insecta; Diptera; Dolichopodidae
Product: glycogen debranching enzyme
Exons: 11
Coding region: 114-4874 (1586 amino acids)
Biological process (GO): glycogen catabolic process; glycogen biosynthetic process
Molecular function (GO): amylo-alpha-1,6-glucosidase activity; 4-alpha-glucanotransferase activity
Source: RefSeq, a predicted model, not a curated record
AAUAUUUAUUUCGUUUUUUAUAUAUUUGUAAAACAGUUUUGUCUAAAAUUAUAAUAUUUUGUUGUAAUGAUAUUUUAUUAAUUCGACUAACAUUAUCAAGUAUAAAAUUCAUAAUGGGAAAUGCAAUUAAAUUUAAUUCGAAAGUCAAAAAAUUCAGCAAAACAAAAGAGAUUAUUAUUGAAGAAGAAAUUUUAUACAACAUAAAAGUUCAAGAGAUACCAGAAACCACAAUGGCAAACAUUCAACGUGUUUUAUCUAUUGCUUAUGAUGAUAAAAUUCAUGCUGAAAGUACACUUUAUCGAGUUAAAAAAGGAUCAAUUGUACGUCUUACACCUGGUCCAUCAUUUCUUGGUAAAGAAAUUGCAUUAUAUACGAAUUUUCCUGAGGAAGCACAAUUCAUUCGUACUACUUAUCGGCCAUUAAUGUUCUAUGGCAAACAUGGUGAAGAAUUAUUACAUAAUGUUAAUAAUAAUCCAUAUGUAAUUAUUUCUGAUGUUGAUGUUUAUUGUGAAGUCAAAUUAAAUAGAUCUGGAACAUUUCGUUUUUAUUUUUUACAUAAUCGAGAUGAAAUUACUGGUCUCGGUCAAUAUCAUAAUAAAGAUGAAAAAAAAAAUCAUGGUGAUGGUUCAUUUUAUAUUCAAGUUGAACCAGAAUUAAUUGUAGGACCAGAAGGAGCAAAAAAAAUUAUACCAUUAAAUUCAGUUCGAUGUCAAACAGUAUUAUCAAAAUGUUUAGGACCAAUAAAUACUUGGGAAGCAAAAUUACGUGUUGCUAAAGAAUCUGGUUAUAAUGUUGUACAUUUUACACCAAUUCAAGAAUUAGGUGGAUCACGUUCCUGUUAUUCAUUGAGAAAUCAAUUGAAAGUUAAUCCUGAUUUUAGUAGUCAGGGUGAAUUGAUGACAUUUAGUGUUGUUGAAUCUGUAAUUAAAAAAUGUCGUGAAGAGUGGGGUAUUGCUUCUAUUUGUGAUAUUGUAUUAAAUCAUACCGCUAAUGAAUCCGAUUGGUUAGAAACUAUGCCAGAGGCUACAUAUUCUUGUUCUACAUGUCCUUAUUUAAGACCAGCAUUUUUAUUGGAUGCAAUGCUAAGUGAUUGCGCUUUAGAUAUUGUUGGAGGAGCUCUCGAAAAUGUUGGUGUUCCACAAAUAAUUCAAACAGAAGAUCAUCUUCAAGCAUUAAAGUACCAGUUGCAUACAGUUUAUUUACCACGAAUUGAUCUGGCUCAACUUUAUCAAUGUGAUGCAAAUGCUUAUACGAAUAAAUUUAUUGAAGAAAUGCGUAAACGUGAGCCACCAAAGCGUGUUGCAAAGCAUGAAAGAUACAAUGAAGUUAAAAUUAAACAAGAUCCGGAAUAUAAACGUUUGGCUUCAACAAUCGACUUUGAUUUAGCAUUAGAAAUUUUUAAUGCUUUUCGUUCAGAUUGUUUCGAUGAAGAAUGUCGGCUAAAAAAAUGUGCUGAAGAAUUUAGACGGCAUCUGGAUGCUUUGAAUGAAGCAAUACGUGCAGAAAUCCAAGGUUAUCUUACAUAUGCUGUUGAUAAUAUUCUGGCUGGAGUUCGAUACGAACGUGUUCAAGAAGGUGGACCUAUGAUAAGAGAAGUAUCUGUUAAAUAUCCAAUAUUCUCCAGAUAUUUCACAAAGUUCGGUAUGACUGGUAAAAGUUUAACCGAAAUUGAAAAGGCUAUGUAUGGUGAGGAAGGCAAAUUCUUUAUGGCCCAUAAUGGUUGGGUGAUGGGUUGUGAUGAUCCACUUAAGGAUUUUGCUCGGGAGCAACCAGGUCGUGCCAAUGUUUAUUUGAAAAGAGAACUUAUUGCCUGGGGUGAUAGUGUAAAAUUGCGAUUUGGUGAUAAACCUGAAGACAACCCACGUCUUUGGAAUCAUAUGAGAGAAUAUGUCGAAACAACAGCAAAAAUUUUUGAUGGUGUGCGUUUAGAUAAUUGUCAUUCAACGCCAUUACAUGUUGCUGAAUAUUUGCUCGAUUGUGCUCGUCAGAUAAAUCCAAAUUUAUAUGUGGUUGCUGAACUUUUCACAAACUCUGAUGCCACUGAUAAUAUAUUUGUAAACCGAUUGGGUAUAACGUCUUUGAUUCGAGAGGCUAUGUCCGCCUGGGAUUGUCACGAGGAAGGUCGUCUUGUAUAUCGAUAUGGUGGUGAACCAGUAGGAGCUUUUUAUUCAUCACCGAAAAGACCUCUUGCACCAACAAUAGCGCAUGCAUUAUUCUUAGAUUUAACACACGAUAACCCAUCUCCUGUUGAUAAAAGAUCCAUAUUUGAUUUACUUCCCAGCGCAGCUGUUGUUUCAAUGGCCUGUUGUGCAACUGGAAGUAAUAGAGGCUACGAUGAGCUCGUUCCGCAUCAUAUUCAUGUUGUAGAUGAAGAACGAAAAUAUCAAGAAUGGGGCAAAAAUGUGAAUUUUAAUACAGGAAUUAUAUCUGCUAAACGGGCUUUAAAUUUACUUCAUGGACAGCUAGCAGAAGAAGGAUUUUCGCAGGUUUUCGUGGAUCAAAUGCAUCCUGAUAUUGUAGCUAUCACGCGACACAAUCCCAUUUCUCAUCAAAGCGUAAUAUUAGUAGCACAUUGUUCUUUCUCCAACCCACAUCCUGAUGCAGGUCCUACCUCAGUUCGUUCACUUCGCUUUGAAGGUUGUUUAGAUGAAAUUAUAUUAGAGGCUCAAAUGACUCAUGUUGGUGGAAAGCCUUUUGAUAGACCCUAUGGCUUUAAAAAAGAUAAUGAUUACAUAAAUGGUGUUAAUGAAUACAAAGUUGAACUCAAAGAGCAUAUUCCACUCACAGAAUCGAGAAUAUUUAAGAAAUUUUCCGCAACUGAAGGCAAUAUAACCCAGCUAGAUUUCGUUAAUUUGAAACCUGGAUCUAUUGUAGCGGUUAGAGCAUCAAUACAUGCAAACAUAAGACCACAUUUAAAUAUACUUAACCAAAUUGUACAAGAGCUUCAUGAUGAAAAAGGAACAAUUUUCAAUGAAUUAGAGAACAUAAUUUCUAAAUUAGAUUUAGUUGAUCUGAAUCGUGCACUUUUUUGUUGUGAUGUUGAAGAACGUGAUAUGGGUUUUGGUGGAGCUGCUUACAAUAUACCAAAUUUUGGACCAACAGUUUAUUGUGGCCUCCAAGGUUUUAUCUCCUUGUUAACAGAAAUAGCUCCAAGAAACGAUUUGGGCCAUCCUCUUUGCAAUAAUUUAAGAGAUGGAAAUUGGAUGAUGGAUUAUUGUGCUAACCGUUUAAAAAACCAUGAUAACACAAAGGAAUUAGCAAUUUGGAUGCAAAAGCAAUUUGGAGAAAUUGGACAAAUUCCCCGAUAUUUGAUACCAAGCUAUUUUGAUGUUAUUUUAACAGGCAUAUAUGAUACUUUAGUUGCUCGAUGCUUUAGUCAAAUGCCGGAUUUUAUUAAAAAUGGUACUACAUUUCCUCAAUCUCUUGGCUUGGCAUCUCUUCAAUUUCUAGCAAGGUGUAAAUCUGCUGAUCUUCCUAAAUUAAGUCCUAACAUACAUCCGCCAGCAGCACCAGAACGUUUUGUAACUUUAUCAGCUGGUUUAACACAUUUUGCAACUGGGUACAUGAGGUGUUGGGGCCGAGAUACUUUUAUUUCGAUGAGAGGAUUAAUGUUGUUGACUGGUCGUUUCAACGAAGCUCGUUACAUUAUAAUAGGAUUUGGUCAAUGUUUACGUCACGGCUUGAUACCCAAUUUAUUGGAUAAUGGAACAAAACCAAGAUUCAAUUGCCGUGACGCAGUUUGGUGGUGGAUGCAAAGUAUUAAAGAUUAUGUUCAUGAAGCGCCAAAUGGUAAAAUGAUUUUGAACGACAAAGUUUCAAGAUUAUUCCCUACCGACGAUUCAGAAACUCAACCAGCAGGAGCGCAUGAUCAACUGCUGUACGAUGUAAUGCAAGAAGCUUUAAAAAUUCAUUUCCAAGGUCUGGUUUAUCGAGAAAGGAAUGCCGGAACAGCUAUAGAUGCUCAUAUGACUGAAAAGGGAUUCAAUAAUCAAAUUGGAAUAAAUCCUGAUACUGGAUUUGUUUUUGGUGGAAAUGAUGCUAAUUGUGGAACUUGGAUGGAUAAAAUGGGCUCAUCAGAAAAAGCUGGAAAUCGUGGAAAACCAAGCACACCCCGUGAUGGUUCCGCGGUAGAGCUAGUUGGUUUAGAAUAUAGUGUACUUAGAUUUAUGCAAGAAGCCAGCGAACAUGGCUGGAUACCAUACAAGUGCGUCGAAAGAACCGGUAAAAAUGGGCAAAAAACUACUUGGACUUAUAAAGAAUGGGCCGAUAAAAUUAUGAAAAAUUUUGAAGAUAAAUUUUUCAUUGAUAUUGGUUCUGGCCAAUAUGUAAACAAACAUAACAUUUAUAAAGAUUCAUUUGGUGCAAGCCAACCAUGGACUGAUUAUCAAUUACGUUGUAACUUCCCAAUUGCGAUGGUAGUGGCUCCUGAAAUAUUUGAACCACAUAAUGCAUGGGAAGCUUUAGAACAAGCAAGAAAACACAUUUUAGGACCGCUUGGAAUGAAAACGUUGGAUCCAGGUGAUUGGGCAUAUAAAGGAAAUUAUGAUAAUAGCAAUGAUUCACAAGAUCCUACUGUCGCUCAUGGUGCAAAUUAUCAUCAAGGACCUGAAUGGGUUUGGCCAAUCGGUUUUUAUUUACGAGCUAGAUUAAUUUUUGCUAAAAAGAAUGGAAAAAUCCGUGAAACUGUAGCAGAAACAUGGCACAUUUUGCAAGCACAUCUAAGAGAAUUACAAACAUCACAUUGGCGUGGUUUACCAGAAUUAACAAAUGAAAACGGUUCAUAUUGUAGGGAUUCAUGUCGUACACAAGCAUGGAGUAUUGCCACCGUAUUAGAGGUUCUACAUGAUUUGAAUUCAUUUAAAUCAAAGCAUUAAAAAUAAUUAUUUAUAUAAAUAUUUUUAAGAAACUUAAUGUAAAUCAAUUAUUUUUAUGCAAUUUUUUGAAAAUAAAGAUAGAAUAAGAUGUUUCAAAAUGUAGUUGAAUAAAAUAUUGUUCUCAUUUCCAAAUAUUUUUUCAAAACAAAAAAAAAAAUAAUUUUUUUAAUGUUAAAAAAAAAUUAAAUUAUUGUGUAAAAUAUGUUUUUAAUUCUAGAUUUAUAAUAAGUAAAUUAAUUGCAUAAAUUAUUUUUAAUUUUCGAAUUUAUCGAAUUUAUUUUUGCCAUGUUAACACACUAUUUCAUUCAUUAUUAAAUUUA